Meloidogyne enterolobii is the source of this 267-nucleotide messenger RNA. The record is from the annotation of a GenBank genome assembly. Lineage: Eukaryota; Metazoa; Nematoda; Chromadorea; Rhabditida; Meloidogynidae.
AUGUGUGCAACAUGGCUGGUUCAAUAUGGUCAAUGGACAUGGAGAAUAUGGACAAGGAUUUGGUUGGUAAAACGGUGUGGUGCUCGACAACAGUGGUGGCUCAAACUGGUGGCAAACAUGGUCUUCAACAACAUGCUUGGUACGUUUCAACCAUUUUUAAAAAUAAAAAAAUUUGCUAAAAAUGCGCACGCGUCUCCUGCUUUCCUCACACUUGUUUUUUUUGUUGUCCUUGUCCUUUGUCUGAUUUUUCUUUUCACCAUUUUUUAA